ACCAUUUCCCGAGCCAAGACUAAACACUUUCGAGUGUUUUGGUCUAAACACCUUGAGGAUAAACACUAUCGAGUGUUUUGGUCCAAACACCUUGAGGAAGCUAAAAGAAAGCGGGACGCCCUUCGCAACACUGCUGAUCAGAAAAAGAGAGGGACGCUCUUUGCAACACUGCUGAUCAGACUGGAAGUGGGACUUCAUCUCUAUCAAAGUGAUGACCAACGCACUUUCAAAUUUCUGAGAAACCUCCAAAACAACAUCGACAAGUUCAUCUCAAAUAUCAACUAUCAAAGUGAUAGAAAAGUUCAUCUCAAAUAUCAACUACCAAAGUGA
Molecule: messenger RNA, 330 nt
Organism: Rodentolepis nana
Lineage: Eukaryota; Metazoa; Platyhelminthes; Cestoda; Cyclophyllidea; Hymenolepididae
Source: the annotation of a GenBank genome assembly